This is a messenger RNA of Arachis ipaensis, 1062 nucleotides long. Lineage: Eukaryota; Viridiplantae; Streptophyta; Magnoliopsida; Fabales; Fabaceae. The record is from RefSeq and is a predicted model, not a curated record.
AUGGAGUUCACAAGCCUACAGGCAGCUUAUGACUACUACAAGAAUACGGUCGCAUCAAGGGAUUCUCAGUCAGGAGGUCCAAGGUGGGUCGCAGAACAAAGCAGGGGGCGGAGGGCAAAAUCAUUUGGCAGAUAUUUGUGUGCUCGAGGGAAGGAGAGCGAGACGGAAAUCACAUGCAGCGGGAAGACAAGAAGAUGGAUCCUCGACCGAUCACGCGGUGCGGGUGUGAAGCCUGGAUUAAGGGGUCAGUCGCAGUCACACAGAGUAGUCAAGGAAGGCGAUUUACACCAAAUCAAUUCCAUGAGAAAAUUUGGGAUGCGGGUGCCGACAAUUUUCCGCGCCUUUGCCAAUCAGUUAGGGGGAUUCGAGACUGUUGGGUUCGAGAUAAAGGACAUAUAUAAUGCGAUAGAGAAGCAAAGGCGGGCUGGCGCGACAGAUGCUGAGGCCGCGUUGAAGUUCUUAGGAACUCUAAAGACCACUGAUUCUAGGAUGUUCUGGAAGUACUCGCUGGAUGUUGACAAUAGGCUGGAACAUCUCUUCUGGUGCGAUGGUACAAGUCGUUAUGACUACAGCGUGUUCAGGAAUGUCCUGGGAUUUGAUGCAACGUACGGUCGUAACAAAUACAAGUGCCCUUUGGUAAUAUUCUCAGGGGUGGACCAUCAUAUGAGGACGGUGGUGUUCGGUUGCGCCAUCUUGAGCAACGAAAGUGAAGGAAGCUAUGUGUGGUUGUUGCGGGCAUUUCUUGAGGCAAUGAAAGGAAAACAGCCGAACUGGUAUUUGUUAAGGAACGCCACUGCUAGAGUUGGACGGCUGGGAUUUCUUAAGAAAUUCUGUCUAUGCUUGAUGGGAGAUCUAGAGGUUGACGAAUUUGAGAGAAUAUGGACGGACAGCGUGGCAAACCACGGGUUAGAAUAUCAUUCGCGGAUAGCGGAGAUGUAUGCAAAGAAGUAUUCAUGGUCUAAUGCGCAUAUCUGGGAGAAAUUCUUCACAAGACUGAAGACGACAUCGAAAUGCGAGGCCUUGAAUAUGCAGCUUGAAAAUUUUAUACACAACGGGAUCUAA